GGAGCUGGGUUUAGGUGUCAGCAGUUUAAUGCAUCGCCGGAAACUCCGCCUGGCCAUUGAGGAUUACAGAGAUGCUGAGAACGGCUGUCCAAGGCUGCAGAUAUGGACCACCACUGGGUGGCCAAGGCCUGGUUAAGCGACGUGGGCUUGCCUCAGUACUCGCAGGCCUUUCACAACCACUUGGUAGACGGGCGCCUGCUGAACUCCCUGACACGUCGUGACCUCGAACGUCACCUAAACAUCACCAAGAAGUUCCACCAGGUCAGCUUGCUGCUGGGCAUCGAACUGCUGCACUUACUCAAUUUCGACAAGGAGGCACUGCAGGCUCGCCGGAUACAGUGUGAGCACCAGAACGUGGAUCCGUUGGUGUGGACCUCUCAUCGGGUCAUGAAAUGGAUCAAAGAUAUUGACCUGAAGGAGUUUGCUGAAAGUCUUCUAAGCAGUGGAGUUCAUGGAGCUGUCAUGGUUCUUGACCCCACUUUUAACACUGACGCCAUGGCAACAGCACUGGGGAUUCCUAGCAACAAGCACAUGGUUCGCCGACACCUUGUUGAGGAGAUGAAAAACCUGAUUGGCCCAGCCAGAACGGAUGCAAAGCAGGAAUACGAGCAUCUCGACCUGGGAACCCCGCCAACCCCCCUUCGCCAGAACUCCCUGGGCCGACCGCCCAGCUCUGCCGGCCGACACACUGAUGACGAAGGCUCGCUGAGGAGGAGGGCUGUCAAGCCUCCAACCGGCUUCAGCCCCAAAGCCCGCAAUGGGCGAGACUUGAGUUGCCACAGCAGCUAUGGCUCCCUGCCUCGGGAGGGUCGAGACCAGACUCCGCCCAGAGCCGAGGGAAGCCCGAUCCACGGUUACACCAGCAUCGAGGUCACCAACGUGUGAGGUCAUCAGAGUGUGACGAAACACCAGCUGUCAGCUUCAUCACAACUAAAUCUAAAUCACAUCAUGGACAUUUGUCAUGUGCACCUGAACAUGGGAUGGUUAUUUUUUCUAAAGAUGAGAAUUUAGAAUACAGAUUGCACUUUUAAAACGCGACAGGAUUCUUUUUUACAAGUUUCCUGGUUCAAGAAAACAUUUCAUUGUGAGCAGGUGAUAUUUUGAUGUUAUUUCCCUUCCACAGCGCCAGAAUCAAGAGAUGAAGGACUCUCGCUAAAUGAUUAUUUUUCUAUUACUUUGUGUGUAAAUGGUUCUUUGUGAAUCUGGAUGCAACUUGGCUAUUUGUUUUUGUUGACUGGUUACUGUUUUUCUGAGGAAAAUUAAAUUUAAAAAAACAACGGUUUGCAUUAUACACGGUACUUGAUGACAAAAUGAAAAAAUCUGCAGUGUAAACUGUUCUUGUUUCAUUCAACUCUGCUGUUUGUGAUGCCUUGUUAAUGUAACUGAGGACAGUGGACAAAAAAAAAAGACUUGAAUUGAAUUUUAAAUUCUCAAGUUUAUGUUUGAUAGUCAUUUUUCAUCUUGCACAUUUACACAGUUGUGUCUAAACAAAUGUAGCACCCUCAUUUGAUGUUUUAUACUGUGCCGUAAACAUGGUAAAAUAUUUGAACAAUGCCAACAAAAGAUGACUGCAGAGCUGUAUGUCGAUAGAAGCCUCAGGGCUGAAAGGUGUGAGGAUGCAUAAAUGUGAAAAUGAGAGUUCCUUAAAUGA
Messenger RNA from Perca flavescens (yellow perch), 1651 nucleotides. Its product is annotated as kazrin-A-like. Gene Ontology annotation, molecular function: protein binding. The transcript is spliced from 6 exons. Lineage: Eukaryota; Metazoa; Chordata; Actinopteri; Perciformes; Percidae. The coding region runs from base 103 to 885 and encodes 260 amino acids. The record is from RefSeq and is a predicted model, not a curated record.